Molecule: messenger RNA, 1164 nt
Organism: Trichophyton benhamiae CBS 112371
Lineage: Eukaryota; Fungi; Ascomycota; Eurotiomycetes; Onygenales; Arthrodermataceae
Exons: 4
Coding region: 1-1164 (387 amino acids)
Biological process (GO): regulation of transcription by RNA polymerase II; positive regulation of DNA-templated transcription, elongation
Cellular component (GO): cyclin/CDK positive transcription elongation factor complex; nucleus
Molecular function (GO): cyclin-dependent protein serine/threonine kinase activator activity
Source: RefSeq, a predicted model, not a curated record
AUGUCGCCGACGGCGAAGGAGAGUACCCCUGAGGCGCAGCCAGCAGAUGUAGCACCAGUGGCACCUCACCCAUCUUUUAUACAGGUCGCCAAUCCCUAUAUAUUUGAAAAAACAGUGCAAGAUUGCUUUGCUGCGACGGGGGUUAAUCCUCUCCGGGAAGACAGCAAUCGGCUCCAGGGAAUUACCUGGAUAGAUAAUGUUCGCAAAGCUCUUCACCUGUAUGCUGUUCGCCAUUCUUGGAGGUUCUUUUUACUCACAAGUUUGCGAUUACAGGAAGCGGCUGCUGCUGCUCUAUUUACCGCGUGCAAGAUCGAGGACACGUUAAAGAAAUCUAGAGAUAUCCUAUGUUGCUCGUACAAUCUUAAACUACCUCCAACAGAACAAUUAUCUGCAGAUGACCCGAUUUUUGAAUCCCAUUCUCGGUCUAUUAUCGGUCUUGAGAGACUGAUGUUAGAAUCCUCUGGGUUUGAUUUCCGAAAUCGUCAUCCUCAGAAGGUCCUGAUGAAACUUACAAGGCAGUGCGGCCUUGAUAAGGAUUCCAAAGUUGGACGAGUCGCAUACACCAUAAGUUUGGAUCUCUACAGAACCUUUGCCCCUCUUAAGCAAACAUCGGCUACCAUGGCCUUUGCCUGUCUCGAGCUAGCAGCCAGGCUUCUUGAGGAGCCUGUAGACAAGAUACACUCGGAGGAAGAAUAUAAAUUAUGGGAAACAUCAAGAGCUGAAGUUAUGGAAACCAUACUCGAUCUGCUUGAACUGUACACGCAUAAUCGUUCGUCAACUUCAGUUGGCCCUGACUUUAGCCUCGACGUCUUCUUAAACAUCCGCAUCCCGUUGAACGAAGAAGCGGACUCCUAUAAGAUUCCACGGUUCGCUUACUGGAAGAAGAGGAAGGCAGAAAGCAAUGGCAUAUCAAACGGGACUUCUUCAAAGAAAUCUAAAAAUAGCCAUCACCGACACGGCAAAGACCGCCCCGAAACACCUCCCGCACCACCCAUAAACCCAAUGAUGCCUACUGCCGCUCAUGAUUCCGUUGCUAAAGCCCACGAACGAAGUCGAGACACGGCGAUUCGGUUUAUGUUGGAUCCUGAACAGGCGCAGGCUGAACGUGAGACUGUGUCAGCAUACUUCAAGGUCGAAAUGGAAGAAUACGAAGUUGAGGAGUGA